Anisakis simplex (herring worm) is the source of this 333-nucleotide messenger RNA. The record is from the annotation of a GenBank genome assembly. Lineage: Eukaryota; Metazoa; Nematoda; Chromadorea; Rhabditida; Anisakidae.
AUGGACCCACCGGCACCCGAAACAUUAAUGCGCGCGCUAGAAAUGCUGAAUUAUUUGGCUGCAAUCGAUGAUAACGGUGAAUUGACCCAACUCGGUUCACUUAUGGCUGAAUUCCCACUCGAUCCGCAGCUCGCCAAAAUGGUUAUCGCCUCAACUGAGCUGAAUUGUUCCAAUGAGAUACUCAGUAUUACGGCUAUGCUUUCAGUACCUCAGUGUUUUGUACGUCCAGCGGAAACGAAGAAAGCUGCCGAUGAGGCGAAAGCUCGAUUUGCGCACAUCGAUGGGGACCAUUUGACGCUGCUGAACGUUUAUCAUGCAUUUAAACAGAGUUAG